UGGUCUUAGCAAGUACCCUCCUGGGCUCUCCUCAUUCACACUGGAAACUUGAACUUGUUGAUGAUAAUAACGCUGCAUGACUUAGAGAGAACUUCAGGACAAGCUUGAACGCAAAUAUGAUCGUGAAACGUGAUGUUAAAAAUGAAGUAUCGCAGACUAUGAAAUCCGGAGAGUGAGGAGUUGUGACGAGGCAAGUUCAGGUUGGUGGGGUCGGCAGAGCCUGACAAGAAGUACCAGUGGCGGAGAAAGGUACCAGCUGUUCCCAAUCCGCACUAGGUCAACAUGCCUCCAACAUGCCCUGCCGGCUUUGCCCUGCCCUGCCCGGUACUCCUCCUCUCCCACUGCAGCGUGUUUACCGGCGCGUUAUGUGGUGUCUCUUCUGGCCUUCAUGGGAGUAAUGUUCAACUACAUCCUACGUGUAAACAUCAACUUCGCCCUGGUAGCCAUGGUGAGCCACGGGAACAUGACGGCCGCCGGUGGCCCUCCCCUCAACGCCACCUUCAACGCCAGUGUCUCCUACGAGGAAGUCCAGGAGGGUUCUACACCACAAUAUAAUGACUUCUGCCCAGCUCCAGACGCUAACGCCACACCACACACCUCCUACAAUGGAGACCUGCCGUGGGACGAGUGGACGCAGGGGUUGGUGGCUGGAGCCUUCUACUACGGCAACAUUUUGUCUCAAGUGCCCGGAGGUCGCCUUGCGGAGGUGUGGGGUCCCAGUAGGGUAGUGGGAGGGUCUCUGUUCUCCGCUGGUCUCCUGACCCUCCUUCAGCCUCUUGCCGCCCGCACCUCCUACAUCGUACUCAUCCUCCUCAGGGUCCUGGUGGGCCUCGCUCUUGGUGUGACGUCACCCGCUAACCACGCCCUGCUCUCCGGCUGGGCGCCCAAGAUGGAACGGUCGACAAUGGCCGCCAUCAUCUACGCAGGAGCACCAGCAGGCACACUCGUUGCGUUCCCGGUGUCUGCGUAUAUUAUCGAGAAGCUGGGGUGGGAGGCUGUUUUCUACCUGCAGGGGGCGCUGGCGUUGGUCUGGUGCCUCGCCUGGUUCCUGGUGGUCACAGACACACCUGCCAACUACCGCUGGAUUUCUAAACACGAGCAUCACUACAUUACUUCCUCCAUCGGCGAGACUAAGAGCAAGGCGGCGCUGCCGGUGCCCUGGCGGUCAGUACUGACGUCAUUACCGGUGUGGUCGAUGGUGGUGGGUGUACUGGGCAACAACUGGGGGUUCUACACUCUCCUCUCCGCCGUCCCCCUCUACAUCAAGACCAUCCUCCACCAGGACAUCAAAUCGAACGCCACCUUGUCCGGGCUGCCUUACCUUGGUAUGUGGAUGCUGUCGCUGGGGACUGGGGUAGUGGGUGACUUUUUCCAGCUCCGGUGUGGGACCUCUAUCGUCAGCGUCAGGAAGAUCUCACAUAUUAUAGCUAACGUGGGUCCUGCCAUGUGCUUGGUGGGGCUCAUGUGGGUGGGAUGUGACUGGUUGGCGACAGUAACGCUGCUGGUGGCAGGUGUCACCGCUCAAGGCGCCUUAUACGCUGGCCCUUACAUCAACCCCAUCGACCUCUCACCCAACUUCGCCGGGACGCUGUGUGGUAUCUCGAACACCAUUGGUAACAUCCCGGGCUUCCUCGCUCCUAUGUUCAAUGGUUACCUUCUUAAUAAUCAGCAAACUCUGCCACAGUGGAGAAAGGUGUUCAUCAUAGCCGUCGUCUUCUACUUACUCAACACCAUCUUCUACCUUAUCUUCGCCUCGGGAGAAGUACAGCCUUGGAACAGCCCGCGGCCUCACGACCCUGAGAGUGUGGACGCCCAAGAGAGCCAACACAGCAACAAGGCGACCACCACCACCACCACCACCAGUAGCCAGGAGAGAUACACCACACAACGCGAGAAUAUUGAUCAUCACUCAGGAUCAGACAAAACAAAUGAGGAAAAUAAUGACCAUCGAGAAGGAAACUGUAUUUACCGUAAGGGAAUUAAACAAACAAGAAGCAGCGCCAGCGAGGGAAGUGAAAAUAACAGUCACCGUGAUGGAGACACGAUCAGUUGCUGUGUUGACCAGAGCGAGGAGGAGGACGCGGCGAGUGUCCAGGUGUCUCAUGGGCGGUUAACCUGGGACACUGAAGACCAAGGUCACGUCAAUCUCGCUUACUCCAAUAGAGAAUAAAUUAUUUCGUGAAUUUAAACUCAUUUUAUAUUAAAUCCUUAUACUGGUUAGCUGUGGACUAGGGUAGACCAGCGUUCCAUUCUAUUUACAAAUUACAACUGCGACCUUACAUACAUAAACGCAGUGUUACAAAGAUUUGUCAUAAGGUAUUUCUCUGUCUACGGGGCUUGAGUAUCAGUAUUGCCAAUUAUUUAUUUUCCAUUGUUGUUCUUGUUGUCAGUCUAUGAGCGAGUUAUUUGUUAUCAUGUUGUUGUUUUUUUGCAAUUGUGCGUGCGUCCAUUGAGUUUUUAGUUUCUCAGAUAGACUCCAAUUAAUUAGUGGAAAACUUUACACCAGCAGCCUACAUCUCCUGGAUAAUACUCAACAUGUUUUUGAAUUACGGGAAAAUAAACACUGGAUAAAAAUUAGA
This is a messenger RNA of Homarus americanus (American lobster), 2579 nucleotides long. Its product is annotated as sialin-like. The coding region runs from base 389 to 2170 and encodes 593 amino acids. Gene Ontology annotation, cellular component: plasma membrane. Lineage: Eukaryota; Metazoa; Arthropoda; Malacostraca; Decapoda; Nephropidae. Gene Ontology annotation, biological process: transmembrane transport; monoatomic anion transport. The transcript is spliced from 10 exons. The record is from RefSeq and is a predicted model, not a curated record. Gene Ontology annotation, molecular function: transmembrane transporter activity.